Molecule: messenger RNA, 2430 nt
Organism: Mercenaria mercenaria
Lineage: Eukaryota; Metazoa; Mollusca; Bivalvia; Venerida; Veneridae
Exons: 4
Coding region: 482-1510 (342 amino acids)
Molecular function (GO): nucleic acid binding
Source: RefSeq, a predicted model, not a curated record
GUGGCCGAGUGGUUAAGGUUGCUGACUUCAAAUCACUUACCUCUCAUCGAUGUGGGUUCGAGACUCACUCGGGGCGUUGAAUUCUUCAUGUGAGGAAGCUAUCCAGUUGGCUUACGGAAGGUCGGUGGUUCUACCCAGGUGCCAGCUCAUGAUGAAAUAAUGCACGGAAGGGCACCUAGGGUCUUUCUCCACCAUCAAAGCUGGUCGCCAUAUGACCUAAUCCUGUGCCGGUGCGACGUUAAACCCAAAAAAAUAAAUAUUACCUUUUUAAUAACAUUAUUUUCAGGAUGUUUUACUUAAAAUAUUCAUUUAAUAAUUUUCUACACAGGGCUCCUUACCUCACAAAUCUAUAGAGGGUGUACCAGACACAUGGCAGUUUGCGGCUACAGAAACGGGCUACCUUAACGCAGAUCUAUUCCAUCAGUGGUUUACUAAACUUUUUAUUCCUCAUUGUGGAAAGGAGAGGCCAGUUGUGCUGAUAAUGGAUAACCACAACAGUCAUGUGUCCGUCAAUACAGUGAAAGACGCCAUUGACAAUGAUAUAGUGCUAGUUGGUCUGCCAGGCAACACGACGCAUAUCCUGCAGCCUCUAGAUGUUAAGGUGUUUGGUCCUCUGAAGUCACGAGUGGACACGAUCUGCAGCAACAUGCCAUUCGCCCGUCGAGGAACGAGGUUGUCCAAGAUACACUUUCCUGCUGUACUCAGACACGCCAUGGAACAGGCCACCCCUGCCUCUAUUCGGAAGUCAUUUGAAGUGACCGGCCUAUGUCCAUUAAGCAGAGCUGCUAUUGAUACGUCACAGCUGCUUCGACCAGCAUUUGGGCCUGUUGCAGUUGGAGGUGAAUCUACAAUCUCUACGACCUGCCCUACCUGCGGCCAUUUUGUGACGAAUCCACUGGUCACCAUGGGAAUUGUGACAGAGCCGUUGGCCAGAGUUCUCCUGCCACCACCAACCGCCCCGCUGACAGAGAAGAAACAGUCAUCUAAGAGAGUUGAAAAGGGCCGUGUACUUAGUACACAAGAAAUCCUUAGUUCAUUGCAGGAAAAGGAGAAGAAGGAAGAAGAAAGGAGAGCAGCUAUUGCAACGAGGAAGUUAGAGGCAGAGAAGAGACGAGAGGCGAAGGCAAAAGAUGCAGAGGAGAGACGUUUGAAGAGAGCAGAGGAACAGACAAAAAGGGCCGAGAAAAGAAAAAGGGAGGAAGAGGAAAAGGCAGAGAGGAAGAGACUCAGAGAAGAGAGAAAGGCACAGAAGGAAGCAAGGAGUUUGAGAAGAGAGAUAGUUGUUAUCGAUGAAUUGAGAGCCUCUAUGUAUAUUUGUAACGUAUGUGGCGGACGUGGCAGAAAGGACGACGAAGUAAAUGGUGUUGAGUGGUAUGGUUGUGAUGGAUGUGAGGCUUGGUACCAUGAUGGAUGUUUGAGUGUAAGGGAGUUGGAGUUUGUCAGAGUAAGUUUGAAUGAGAGAAGUGAUUGGCUGUGUAAGUCAUGUAGUGCUUGCUUGUAUGAGGAGUAAAUGGAGUGUCUUGGAGGAUCGAUGUUUUAAGUAGGUGCAAAGAAAGUUGUUACUUUUAUUUUAAGUAUUGAAUUAUUAAUUUACUAGUUUACUAGUUAAAGUGAUUGAUUGAUUGAUUGAUUGAUUGAUUGAUUGAUUGACUGACUGACUGACUAGUUUACUAGUUAAAGUGAUUGAUUGAUUGAUUGAUUGAUUGACUGAUUGACUGACUGACUGACUGACUGACUGCUGACUGACUGAUUAUUUUUAUAGUAUAAAAUGGAAGUGUGGAACCUAAAUAAAAAGUUACUGAAUACAUUAGAUCUGUCUUUCUUAUUUUCGAAAUGAAUAUAAUUAGACUAUAAUUUCAAUCAAAUCUGCGCGACAUGACUUAAUCACAACACUUAAAAACGUCCAGGUAACUUUAUGUGGUAAAACUAGCCACUCAUAACGGGCCUCGACCUAUAAAUAACUCAACGUAUGGCUAUAAAUAAACACACAUAUUCAGAUAACACAUCAAACUAUUUUUAGAACAUUCUAUCACGCUUUCUCUUUCCUACUUGGAGAAGAAGGAUACCUUUUAAAUCUCCGUUGGCAAAUAUUUCCCACGAGGUAUGCUAUUUUAAAUUGAUUGCAUUUUGUUGAGAAAAGAAUGAUUUUGGCUGUAGCAUUGAUUUAUUUCCAAAACAAUGUUGAAAAUAUGACUAACUUUAUGUUUAAAAAGUGGCCGAAUAUUUACAACCUCUAGAUGGUAAAAUGUGGAGGCUGAACGUGUCCGCUAUUUUUAGCACGGUUUUAUUGUUUACCAUACUGUAAACGGUCCUUAAUGAUAACAAUCAAUGUUGCUUGUAUUAAAGCACAUAUGGUAGAAAUUUUGUACAAAUCCGUUGUAUAAAGAAAGAAAUAUUUACGAAAAACCGCAAAAAGUGGCCGAAUUUAUG